Molecule: messenger RNA, 4857 nt
Organism: Marasmius oreades (fairy-ring Marasmius)
Lineage: Eukaryota; Fungi; Basidiomycota; Agaricomycetes; Agaricales; Marasmiaceae
Exons: 6
Coding region: 89-4429 (1446 amino acids)
Biological process (GO): regulation of DNA-templated transcription
Molecular function (GO): zinc ion binding; DNA-binding transcription factor activity, RNA polymerase II-specific
Source: RefSeq, a predicted model, not a curated record
AACUUGGCUCUGACUUGCUCUGACGCUGACCUCCACCCCUUUCGAGGGUAUUUUCCUCUUUUUUCCUCCUACUGCCUCCAUCUUUGUGAUGGAAGUCCCCGCAAGUGCACCGCAAAUACGAUCCCGAAUUACCGUCGUCUGCGCAGAGUGCAAACGUCUGAAGCUCAAAUGUGACCGAAGAAACCCUUGUGGAAGUUGUCUCAAACGAGACACGGUUUCAAGAUGUAUUUACUCAGCUGCAGCAGCUGAGAAAGUGGACCUUCAUUCUCUGAACAAUCGUCUUAUCCAAGUUGAAACCAUGCUGGCCCAAAUAACUGCAGGUCAAUUUCAGCCAUGCUAUCCAUUCAGCUUUCCCAACUUGACGACGAACGCAACACCCUCGUCUUCGACAGUACAGCCAUCGACUAACAUCGCACCUCUGUCAUGUUCCAAAGUGAAUUCCCUUUGUUCAUCCCUUGCGAUACCUCUGGAAGAUCUCGCCGCUACUUGGCUCAACGAUCUCAAUGUCCCCUAUUCAUCCCUCCUUCCGAGCCCCAAACGAAUGAAACCAUCUCCCUCAGAGGUCAAAGUAGAACCCACUCCCAUACAAUUGAACAAACUCCACAUAACUCCAGAGUCCAACAAACCCCCGGUGCAGGUAACGUUGCCCCCCAUAUCUGCCUACUACUCAUCUGCGGGCGGAGUAGCGUCAACUGCACGGCGCCCGAGAGUCACCAUGGAACUACUUGCAAUGCUGCCCCCACUUGAGCGCUCGCAAUUAGCGGAGCGCUUUUAUCAAAAUCCGUUAGGCUCGCCUCCCCGACAUCGUCCGCAAAGUCAACCUUAUUCUUCCCCCAGUGUUCAUUAUCCUGCGCCACUCACCCUUGAACAAAUCCUUGCCCUAGCUGAACAAACUUUAACACAUAGUCAUCCCUGGAUGAACUGGACAGUGUUCCGGGAGCGUGCCCAGGCCUUCGUUUCCCGAACCUCAGAUUAUUCCGCGAACUCUGGUUUGGAGAACCGAGAAAAGGACAAACAACGGGAGGAGAAAGAAAGGGAGAGGGAGAGGGCGCUCCAGAUCUUUGGAGUCGCGCAGUCCUCAACCUCGUCUCCUCACCCAUUUCUCGGCAAAAGGGCAACUGGUGGGUCACCCUACGGUUCAAGAUCCAAAGACGUCAACUCGAGGAAGCAAACAAGCGAAGCAGACAUGGAAGGAGAGGCUUCCCUUGAACUAGGGAAUUUACCCUUCUUCGCAUGGCUGUGCAUAGCCAUUGCUAUUGGACUGGUCGAGGCCACCAAGGAAAAGCAACAACAUUCAUCUACUUCACACGAGGAAGAUAGAAUGGAUGUUGACUCGGCUCAAAUGUCCAAUCCUACAUCCUCCCAUUCGCACACUAUCACCCCCUCGUAUGCAUCCCCCACUUCAAACCCAUCUUACUGGUAUCAUCUUAGUGCUCAGGUGCUUUCGGUGUGGGAGUCUGAUCGAGGUCAGGAUGAUGGUAAUGACGACGCGCAGCAGUCCGAGGAGGAAGUGAUCGAGAUAGACAUAAUCUCAGCGCUCCUUCUACAAGUCGCCUUCUUGGCGAAAACUGGGCUGGGCGAUCGAGAUGAGAUCGCAGAAAAAAUGGAGGAUGACGAUGAGCUGUCGGAAGGGGCUGCUGGGAAAUCAAUACAGAGGAAGAGCAAUCUACGGACAGCAACAGGCAAAGUCAUAGUUCCUUUAAUCGGAAGGAUUGUUGCCAUUGCACGACAGAUAGGGCUCCACAUCGACCCGGACGAUCUUGGUGAACCAUCGGUCGAAGGAUCUGCACGACGGAAAGACAAAGAAAGAGAUGGUGGUGGAAAGUUCAAGGAGAAGGACAAAGGAGACGAUGUACUGAGUUGCGGACGGAAACGAAGGAAGAAGCCGUUUUCCUUGUUCCAGGGAGAGAUGAGGAGACGAAUGUGGUGGAGUGUCAUGUAUUACGAUCUUUUGAUCUCAGACAUCUCCGCGCUACCCCCUCUUCUGCCUUUGCCCGACUCGUUCUCUACAAAGCAACCUGUGUACAAUGUUGAUGACAGGAUCUUUGGACCUUCAUCUUUGCGUAUCCCCCCUCCAGAAGAAGGCGGGCCCGACGGACAGUCGUGGUCAAGGAACAGUAUGAGGGCAUUGCAGGUCAAAUGCGAAGUCGUCAAGGUUGUGAGAGGAAUCAAGUCGAGAGUCAGUUCGCCCCGCUUUGGUUUGGGGGUGGCCCCAGGCCCCGCCGGGUACUCGAUUGAGCAGGCGGCUUCGAUGGAAGGAGAAGUUAAGAAUUGGAUGGCCUCUUUACCAGACUUCUGGAAAGUCUCUACAGGGAAGAAAUACAUCGAGGAUGAGGAAGAAUUAGACGAACUUAUGGAAGACCACGAGAUGCAGGAAUCGAGAGGAGAGGAGCUCCAUGAAGUCGAAGUCAUCCCGAAGGCAAACGAGGACCCUCUGCUCACAGCUCAACGUUGUGAACUCGCCAUCAUAGCUCAGCGAUUGGUUCUAAGGAUUUAUCUUCCAUUCCUCCAACCCCAUAAAAACGCCACAACGCCUCAUCAAGCGAACCUUGGGAGCAUCAAUGCAGCACAUGGGAUCAUCGCUGCCUGUCAAAUACUUUCCGGUCAGAGGGGAUCGCAAAACUCUUCGAUGUUCGACUUUUACCCCUUCACCAGGACUGUAUUUGAUGCUGCUGUGAUCUGUGCACAUGCUGCUGUUAAGCAGCCACUCAGUAUCCUGGUUGAUCCAGCGUUGCAUGAUGUCGAUAUAGCCCUGGGCUUGUUGAAGCGAUGUGCUAGGGACAGUCACGCACAAGGAUUGCUCGGCGAGGAGUACAUUCUGGCACCAAGAGAAGCUGUGAGGAUCGUCGAGAAAUUGCGACGGAAGGCUGGGGCUGGAGGGGAAGAAGGCUUGAUUCCUAUAGCGAGUUCAAGUUCUCCACGGUCGGAUGGACAGAGUCCAUCGUUAAAGAGGAAGCAUGAUAAUGAUUGUGAUCCACUUAACUCUGACGAUGAAGGUGGCGAUCGGCAUCCUCAGUUGGUCACGGUUUCGUUACAAUCUGGACAUGCACAAUCGUGUUAUCCUUCCUCAUCCAUCCGCUUCAACCCGGCGUAUGUCUACCCCGCUAUCUCUUCGUCGGAUGAGAAUUCCUCUCAUACGACGUCUCCUACCACCACCACCUCUACCACCUCUUCAGUCGCUAACAACAACUUUAACCACACGCCGAUCAACGACGCGAACCGUCCUCACAUUACGGGCGGAGAGCCAGUAUAUUCCGGUUCCUCGGCAGACGUGGACAGACAUGAAUCUUACCCGGUGCCACCACCACUGCCGCCUGCUGUCUCAGCGCCCAGUCGUAAUCCUACCAUGUCGCCUCAUCAUGUAUCGACGCCGGAUAAAGAACACAAGAAACCGACGAAAAAACCCGCAUUCGGGCUUCGCGUGCGGGGCCCUAAGGAGAGCACACCAUCGAAAGCAGUGGUAGCACCAUUCACUCAGGCGCCUCAACACCAAAACCAGCAACAACAUACUCCACAUCCGCCUUUCCAGCCACCGCCGAUGUCAGUAGCUCAGGAACAGCAUCAGCAGGCGUAUCGAUCAAGGUCGUCCUCACUUUCCCAGUCUUUCGCUGCGGGACACACACAUCUUCCGCUUAUGGUCAAACAAGAAGCGCCAAUGUCUACUCCCGAGGUGUCAGGGUAUUCGGAAGUUCAUCAGCAUGUUCCGCCCGGUUCUUCCACGAUGACGCAUCAGAGGAAUGGUGUUAGCGAUUUCGCUCGAAGGAAUUCUAUCCAGUACCCAGGAACGUCGAUGACUGUUCAAAACCCUCCCCCCCAGCCCCCUCAACCGCCAUUCUCUUCAUCUUCACCUAACUACGAUUCCCACCCACAUCAGUCUCAGCCUUACCACACACAGCAGCCCCAGAUUUUUACUCCGCCGCGCAAAGAUUCCUUCGACGCCGGGUAUUCCGGUCCGUACAGUCACGGAAAUACCAUGGCCACACCCACUUCGAACUCGCCAUAUCAUAACACCUCUGGUCCAUUUACCGCAUCCUCCACUCCCUUCACACCGGCCGCAGCUUCGAGUCCAAGGCAGGGGUAUUAUGUUCCCGGAUAUCCGUCCACGGCGAAUACUCCCAGCGUUGAUGGCCACAAUCCAGCAGAUUCAGGUGGGAAUGGCAGGGCUGGUGGAGGGUAUUCAAACGAGUCGCCGUAUGGGCCGACGAUCUAUGAUGUGAAACAGACGUCGGAACCGUUGGAAUACCAUCAACCGCAGCACCAAGAAGUAUAUGACGGAUACCAUGAUAGUUCCAAUACACAACCACCGACGCCUGCGUCUCCUCCGUCCCUUGCACGGGCUACCCAGCCAAUAAUGACAUCGCAACCUUGGCCAUCGACUGGUACCACACACUAUUGGAAUGGCGGCCCCGGAGGCUGGAACAAUUCAUGAAGAUCCUCAUCAUUUUACUCUAUCUGUUUUGCAUCCAUAUGCAUAUCUCGCUCUGUUCUGUUGCAUGGCUAUACUUCGUCUAUCCCGUCCUCCUCUCAUUCCAUCCUAUCUAUCUGGAGCUUCUAUUAUUUUGUGUUGUUUCUCUGUCGUUAUGUAUCAUAUCAUAUUGGCGAAUUGUUCAAGCUUACCGAUACCUGCUAGCUGUUUCCCGUCCCGUUCUACAUUCUUGAUCGAUUUAUAUUUCCAUUCCUAGACAUGUUUUCACGACUUCGUUCACGAUUAUGGUAUAGUAUUUAGUGGUUGUUAGUACGAGUCACGACAAGUACACUACCUCACUUUUUAAAUAUGUUUUUUCGGCUAUCUAUAUAAAUUAGAUAUCUUCCGUUUCACACACUGCACGUAACGAAAGGGCAAUCCUCUCAAACUCA